Molecule: messenger RNA, 942 nt
Organism: Fomitopsis serialis
Lineage: Eukaryota; Fungi; Basidiomycota; Agaricomycetes; Polyporales; Fomitopsidaceae
Exons: 5
Coding region: 72-653 (193 amino acids)
Source: RefSeq, a predicted model, not a curated record
GCAUCGUCGAAAAUACUACUUUUGCGGCGCCGCUACACGGCGGCGUCUCUCCCCAACAACUCCUCCGACAUAUGCUUGUCGACGCCCCUAACGAAUAUGGCCAACGCUAUAUUGCAACGGCCGUGCAUGUUGCUGCCACCGGGGAAGCUGACCUUGUUCUUCGCUUGGCCUGUGUCUUCCUGGACGAUCUCCUUUUACCGAUGCUAGCAAAUAUGAGCGCUGUGAACCGUCUCCCUCCAAGUUCCAGCCCCACGCCUAUCCUUCAAGUCGAACCGGCCGCCAUCGAGAUAGAGCCUGUAGACCGAACCGAACAACAAGAAUUGGACCGCCUGCGUCACAUCAGGGAAAAUAGGACUUGUUGCGUCACAGGGUUCUCGUCGGACGAACGCGCUCUAGAGCUUCACGCCAGCGGUCAACUGGCUCAAGUGAGAGCUAUCGUAGAGCUCGAAACAGCUUAUGUCAUUCCAUUGGCACUCAACUCGUUCGACGAACCACACUCAGCAUCAGGCGGCUCGCACACGGGAUAUGCUCCGCAGUUGGACCAAUAUCGAUUUACCGGGACUCGUUGGAAGUACUAUCAACACGCCUCGCAACGCUAUGCUUAUCAAUCGAUUCGACCACCAAAAAUCCGGAAAGUUCAAGAUCUGGUUUGAGGAGAAUUCCGGCUGUGCGAACGGAUACAUAGUGAAAACAGCGCGGGGCGCUGUCCUAGCCAACGCUCGUUUCGAUGGCAAAGCGCGAUUCUGUAGCAUUGAUGACAUCGAUCCGCCCGACCUCCAGCUCCUUCGAGUUUACGCAGCAUUUGCAAAAGUGUUGAGUGCGUGUGGGGCUGCGGACGUCUACGCGAAGUUGGAGGAAGACUUGGAUCGCGGCCGGGGUAUCGUGAAGGACGAAGCGUCAUCAAUGAUAUUGACUGCCCGGCUGGACGCCAUCAAUUAUGUC